Molecule: messenger RNA, 5385 nt
Organism: Alosa alosa (allis shad)
Lineage: Eukaryota; Metazoa; Chordata; Actinopteri; Clupeiformes; Clupeidae
Gene: mtmr11
Product: myotubularin related protein 11
Exons: 15
Coding region: 441-2630 (729 amino acids)
Source: RefSeq, a predicted model, not a curated record
ACGCUUGGGUGUCUUUUUUGUUACUGUGUGGCGCUCCACUGUGUCAUUACCAGUAUGGCGAGGGGUAAACAAAUGUAGCUAAUGGAAAGCGUUCUUAUUCCGCGUCGGCGGUCAUCUACGUCUGUGUUCUCAGGAAGGGUACGUUUCUAAAAGCGAGACUGCUACAAUUAACGGUGAACUUAUUCAAGCUCUGGUCGGAGGAGGGAGGUAUGGAUGGAUUCCGCUUCAAGACCAGUAAAAUUCAACGAGAGUGGGUUACUCAGCCACAGAGAACACCUCUACACUCAAUGAUGCAGGUUGAAUGCAGAGAAAAGUAACAGUUCCAGAGAAACAUGGAAUGGACCAAAGCACCGCUUUUACACUGUUAUUGACUUUGACUACCGCAUGGGUUCACAUUGGAUUUUGUAAGGAUAUAGAAAUAUACGUUUCUUGAUGUGAAAAUGUUAACGGGAUCCAGGACAACGUUUAAAGUGAGGCAAAUUCCUGAUGUGAAGGACCGGAUGCUGAGCCAUAGCGGCCAUCACACUCGAGGGAGGGACAUGUUCGGACUCUGCUGUUUACCAGGAGAGUGUGUUCUCCAGAGAGCCGUGCUGGUGAGGAAGAAGCUGUCUGCCAAAGAGGGGGGCGGCUGGCUAUCUGGCACGCUCUUCUGUACCCACUUCAGGGUGGCCUUCGUGCCCCAGGACAGUCCCAAGCCAGACGACAACGCAGAUCCCGUGCUGCUAGGGGACCAUGAUGUGGCUCUGGCUUCCAUUGAGAAGGUGGUGGCUGUGGGGCCCUCUCGCACCAAACUGGUGACGCCUAACUCAUCUUUGAAGUUCACGCCUGAGGAACUGGUACUCUACUGCCGUGACCUCCGUGUUAUCUGCUUCCUCUUUGACCGCCUGACGCCAGACACUCAGGCUGUAGAGAUAACGUACACCAUUGCCAAGACAUACCAGCCCCUCAGGGCAGGGACCAUCCUCUCCUUUCAAAAUGCAGCACUAGGUUCUAUAGAAAUGAAGCAGUUCCUGAGUAACCGUCGGCGUGACCCCAACAUGAACUGGUUCGAGAGCUCAAUCGACUGGGAGCAGGAAUUGGAGAGAGCCGGGGCCACAGGAUGGAGGGUCACCUCAGUCAACGACCGCUUCGAGAUGUCCACAAGUUUGUCCAGGUUCAAUGUGGUCCCACAGAAGGUCCUGGACACAGAGCUGAAGAAAACGUUUGCCCACUUCAACGAGGGACGCAUCCCGCGAUGGUGUUGGCGCCAUCCCCGUGGCAGUGAUUUGUUACGUAUGGCCAGCUUUCAGAACAACAUCUACCAUGAGAAGGAUGACAUCAGGAACCUGGAGCUGGUGCUGUUUGGGGUCCAGCAGGUGUGUGUGGUGGUGGACUUGGGGGAGGAGAUGCCGUCAACGGCCGACAUCCAGCUAGCCCACACCAGGUUACGCGCGCUGUGCCUGGGAGACAUCUCUGCAUCUGUGUCUGUGCCAGAUGACAAAUGGCUGUCCACGCUGGAGGGCACCCACUGGCAGGACUACAUCAGGUGCUGUCUACGGAAGGCUGCAGAGGUGGCCUGCUUGCUCAGAGGUGGCCAUCUGACCGUUGUCCUCCAAGAGCCUGAAGAUCGGGACAUGAACUGUGUGGUGUCCAGCCUGGUGCAGGUGAUGUGCGACCCGCACUGUCGGACGGUGCCUGGCUUCCAGGCCCUGGUCCAGAAAGAGUGGAUCAUGGCCGGCCACCGCUUCCUCAGCCGCAUCAACUACCACAGAGACAGCGACAAGGAGGAGCUCUCUCUCUCUCUCCUCACUCUCUCUCAUCCUCCUCUCCCUCUCCUCUGUCCACAGCACGUGGAUGGCAUGGCCGGCUCGGUGUUCCUGCUGUCCCGGGGCUCCUUCUCGUCGCCGUCCAACCUGCUGCCGUGGCGGAGCGGCACCGGCUCGGGCUCUUACCGGAAGAGCCACCGGAGGGCCCCGUCGGCCGAGAUGCUGCCCGGCCUGGAGCGCCUGCUGCGGGCCUGCUCGCUGUCCGAGGCCAGCCCUGAGCCCCACGAGCCCCUGCUGCCCCUCCUGCUGGGGCCCUGCGUCAAGGUGUGGAGGGACUGCUACCUCAGGGGGGCGCUCCAUGCACAGGCCUUCACCCACCCUAUGCCAUCGUCCAUGCUCCAUCCGGUGGAGCAGCUGGCCUGGGAGGUGCAGCAGCUGCGUGAGAAACUGGCCCAGGCCUCCACCUCGUCCUCUUCGUCCUGCUCCUCCUCGUCCUCCUCCCCUUCGUCCUCCCGGACCUCUGACACUCUGCACAUCAGGCGGGAAUCUCGCCGCUCCGACUCCAACCUCAACCAGAACGCCAACAACGGCACGUUCCUCUUCCCCUCGUCCAGGUCCACCUCCCACCAGCCUCCCGCCGCCAGAGCCAGUGCCCGCCCCGCCACCCCGCCCAAAGCCGCCUCGAGGCCCCCCGCAACCAACACCAGCCCCCAGCCUCGACCUGCUGGAAGGGAUGGACCGAAACACACCUUCCUCUUCGGCCACCAGCCCGACAACCGUCCGGCGCAGCGCUACAUUGCAGCCCCGCACAGCAAGCCGUCCAGGAGCAGGAGCAGCAGCAGCAGUGGAGGCUCGUCUGGGAUCUCCGGCAGCUCUCUGCAGUGACCACCACGCUCUCAGGACUCCGUUUAGCCCUGCGUUCACAACAUCCACUCCUUCACUAGACAGUGCACUCUAUAGAGAAUGACCACUGAAGUUAUUUGUUAUAGUGCACUAUGUGGUGAAUAAAUGGAUAGGUAUCCCACACUGCCUCCUGUCUGUCUCAAACACACAAAACAAAAUGGCCGCUCCCAGACCUACUGGGUGACUCAUGGAUUUACCUUUUCUUUUGGGAGCCGAGUGAGGCAGACCUCACAUCAUCCGCGUGUCAAAGUCUGCCACCACCACCAGCUAUGCAGAAGGUCAUGAUAAAUAGCACAAGAGAGCUCCGACUGUUUGGGUGUAUCUGGACAACAUCAUACUGUCUCAUCCAGUAUUACAUGGCAGCAGUAUACAGCACUAAUUUAUUCACAUAUUUUCAACUGUUGCCUUUUCAAAUUCUGUGUUAUAAAUGAAUGACAAAGACUGUUUAAAAUAGAGCACACAGCAGAACGCUUUAAGGUCCUGCUGUUCCUGUCUCAAGAAUCAAUGCCAAAUGUAGUUUUGCUAGUGGGUGAGUAUAAUCUAGUUGUCCAGUGCUCUUUGUGAGAUUGCUCUGAAGCACAUGAUCUCAGUGUAUUUAGAACGCAUGUGUGUGUUCCUGUAUUGAAGCACAAUAUGUUUAAGAGUCCUAGUGAAGUAGCAAGAAUGAUUCAUGUCACCAUAUUCAUUUCCAUACCACAUAGUAGAGAGUGGGCUAUUGAACACUUGAAAUAGUGAAUGAAUUUACAAGUGCUUCUCAAAGUGAACACUAGAGGACGUAGGUCUCCUCAAUCACAUAUAUAACAUGAUGUAAAGGCACUUAGGGUAGGAUAAAUGCAUUUUCUUAUUUUUUUUUUCUCUCCAAAAAAAAAAAAAAAUAUGCUAAUUUAGGCCAUAGCAAUAUUUUGGUACGGACACGGUUGUGUUGUUGAAAUAUGCAUGUUUUAAUUAUUAUGCUUUCAAAAUGGUACAAAAUGAGUUGUAUAUUUAGUAUUGCAGCUGAAUAUCGAGCAUGUCCAGUGAGAGUGACACAGCAGAAUGGCUAGUGGCAUGUUGAUAGUGAGUCUGUGUCUUGCUGGCCUAAAUUCCUUCCAUUCCUACAUUUUAUUUUCUCCCUCUGGCAGUGAAUUAUUUAAGUUCUGAGGGCCAUGGAGGCUUUGAUGCUGUGGGGUUUGCUAUAAACAUACUGUAUAAUGGUAGAGGUGGUUUUAUUAUUUGUACUAUUUUUCAUAUAAAUAUUAGAAAAGUGUUCAUUCUCAAUCAUAUAAUGAGUAAUUAUACUGAUGAGUAUCUUUAUCUUCAAAGCGCACAGUGUAGCACAAUUUCCUGGUUCCUCAUAUUUCCUAACGAUUUACAAGAGAUUUGGUUUUUGGUUUCAUUCUCAAGCAGCUAGUCCAGUUCAGGAGGUUGGGGAGAGCACCUUUAAGUGGAAAGUCCGUGAAUUUCUAUUCCUUCACUGGAAUUUGACUGGAAAUAACCUUACGGCGGCUGCUCAGUGAACCAGUCUCCUCAGAAAGUUAUCUGUUCUGAUGAAUCACCCUGACGUAGUGCAGGCCUCAGACCUGUUGUGCAUAUGAAGUGGAGAGCGGGAGGAUAAAGCACUGGUUUGUUUUCCUUUUGGUAGAUGCUGCUUGGCUAGAGUUAAUGGCUUCAGUUAGAACGGUACGUCUGCGCUGUGUUUCUAGGGCACAGCAGCUGAGUAAUUCCCUUAUGACCCAGCAAGGGUGCCAUUCCGAGAGGUGUUUGUCUCUCCUCUCUCUUUUCUCUCUCUGUCUCUCUCUUUUCUCUAUCCCUCUUUCCCUAUUUGAAUCUGGAACAUUCGCCAGAAGGGCAGGAAGCUGUCCUGAAGUAUGUCUUCUAGGGUUUUCUCCCUGGCUGUCUUUCAAAGUGCGUCACUGCCAGAGUGAGAUACACAAAGUCCUCGAGCUUUUUUUAGAGGGCCUGAAGGCAGAGAGAGCUGACUGCUGACUGACUGAGGUCAUGGUGAGUGAGAUCAGAAGACAGCCUCAGUGGGAGUCAAAUGUGUUACUCACUAGAGGUCACACCACGCCUGAUACUGUGACUCUGGGGGGGAAAAUGUUGAGAACUCUUGUGUCAUCAGUUCUACCUGUAUUCAUGUAGCAAUAAAUGCAUUCAUUUGAUAGAACAAGAAACAUGAACUUGGUAGAGAAAGGAAAUGCCCUAAGAUCUCUUGGCAUAACUGUGGCUUGGUAAUCUUCAAAAUAAGUGCAAUCGCUCUCAAAACCCAAACCAGCAUACAAAACAAAACAAAACAGAGACCUUCUGUGAUGGCAUCUUGAAAGCAAUAUUUCAGGAGAAAUAUGUGUAAUCACACUAUGCUUACAUUUAGCCUACCCUAGCAAGGAAUAAGGUACUGCUCAUGUUAAGUAUUUGUUUUAUACUUUGAUCAUUGAGUUUUUUUGUAAGUAUUGUUGGCAUGAGAUGCUGCCUCUGUGGUUAAAUGUACUCUUUGGAUUUCACUCUAGUGCUUUUGUUCAGACCUCACCAUGGAGCGAACUGUAGGUUUCAGGAAGUCUGUCUGCAUGAGUGGUGGCUCAACUAUGAGAAGUUGUGGUUCAAGGUAUGAUGACUGAUGUCUGGAAUUUCAUAUUACUGUUCAGUUUUUGUAAUUGUUGGGAUGAUUGAUGUAUCUAUUUUCUAGCAUUCUGUAUUUUUUUGUAUGGACAUUCAAUAGCAUGUUUUGAAGUAGAUGAAUAAAUCUAAACCUUAGAUAAUUUUA